CGUCCCUGGAUGAUAGUUUAGCUUGUUAGUUAGCUUUGGUAGUCACUGGCCCUCCAGAUGUUGGUUUGGGAGUCCUAGCCAAGCCCCUGUUACUAUCUUCUUCUGACUUCAGUCUAUCUCUGGAUUUGGACGCUCCUCUGGAAAGGUUUGGCUGCUGCUGCUUUUGGUUGAUGGUGAGAUCUGAGUCUAGCCAUGCCUGAAACGGGACAAGAAAGCAGUAGCACUCCGGCCAAGGAGUCCCCCUUCUCCAUCAAAAGUCUCCUGACCUGUGAGCCUACAAGGGCAGCUCGUCCUCCUAAAGCUCUCUUCACUCCUAUCAAGGGGACCCUAGAUGGGACGGCCUUUGCCCUGUCCCCCCUGACAGAUUUCUCUUUCCCCCGAUUGGAGAUCCCAGCGCAGAGGUUCGCCUUACCUGCCCAUUACCUGGAGAGGUCCCCAGCCUGGUGGUAUUCCUACACCUUAACGCAUGGAGGCCACACUCCGAGGACUGAAGUGUCUGAGAAGAGCCUGCUGCUGGGGCCCUCCUCACCGGUCUCUGGGGGUGAGAGGGACACUCCUGAACCUAUACACCCCAUCAAACAAGACCUAGACGCCAAAGAGAGCGAUUCCAAGAGCCCCGAGGAGAUCAUCUUGGAAGAGAGUGAGCCUGAGGACAGCAAGAAAGAGGAAAGUGGAGAAGACUGGAAGAAGCGAGAGGACAGUCCGGAAAAGAAGCCCUGUAGGAAGAAGAAGACUAGGACCGUGUUCUCCAGGAGUCAGGUCUUCCAGCUGGAGUCCACUUUUGAUAUGAAGAGGUACCUGAGCAGCUCGGAGAGGGCAGGACUGGCUGCCUCUCUACACCUGACUGAGACUCAAGUCAAGAUCUGGUUCCAGAACCGGAGGAACAAGUGGAAAAGACAGCUGGCAGCAGAACUGGAAGCGGCCAACCUCAGCCACGCAGCUGCUCAGAGAAUAGUAAGGGUGCCUAUUCUCUACCAUGAGAACUCCUCCAGUGCAGAGAGCGGAAGCUCUGCGGCCAACGUGCCAGUCAGCCAGCCACUUCUAACUUUCCCCCACCCAGUGUACUACUCCCAUCCUGUGGUCACAUCAGUCCCUUUGCUCAGGCCAGUCUGAGACCUAACUCGAUCUCCUUGGCAGGUGCCACUAGGUCAGGGAUAACUUGUAAUCCCUGGUCCUAGUGGAAAGGACAGCUCAACCAAGAGACAGAAGCUGCAGGACUCCUCAAACUGUGUAAGUACUGAAAAUGGAAGAGGAUGAGCCUAGAGCGCAGAGAGCACCGCUAACAAAAAUGAUAAUCAAAAAGGACUCCAAAAAUACAGGGGCGAGCUCUUUUUUUCUUUUAUUUUUUUCUAAACGUGAUGAAAAAAUGCAGGUUAAGACUGAAGACUUUUUUAAAUUUAAUUUUAUAAAUAGAGAAAAAAAUAAGGAAGCCCAUUUGGUGACUUGUUCAAUUUGCCAAAAUAUCCAGUUUAGAAAGAACUGCUCUUAAUCCAAAGUGAAUCAUUUCACUCCCAGAUGAGAAAACAGCGGAUACUGUAUUUUUUAAUUGAAGAACAUUAACUAAAUUAAUUGUUUGUACAAAUGGUUGUUUUUGUUCGAUUUCGUAAAUUUUAUUUCCUGUGUUGAAGUUUUAACCCCUUUACCCGUACUAUUUAUUAAAAAAAAGCGCAUCAGAACUCCUAAUGUCCAGGACAUCUAAUUUUCACCUAUACAUCCCUAAGUUUUAAUUUAAAAAAAAUGUAAAUUUUUCACAAUUGUGUUUUUAGAUCUCUGUUUUGUAAUAUAACUAUUGGAUUGUGCAAUACGAGCAGGUAAUGGUUAUUUCUCAGCUCUUUGAAAUAAUAAAAAUAAAAUAUUUUAUUUUUGCUUAUUAGACAAUUAAGGAAACAUAAAAUAGAAGGGAAUUUGGAUGAAAUAAGGAAGUAUAAUAUCACCAGUAAUAAUCAGUAAUAACAGGGUGAUAUGACAUGGGGAAGACAAAAGUCAAUUAAUGUAUAAUUUACACAAUGAGGCUUGGAGUGUAAGAGAGGAAACAUGAAUGUUUAAGUAUAUAUUUGCUCUGCAGUGAAGAAGCUGGGCUUUGUAAUAAAGGGACAAUCAAUUAUGUAUUUUAAGUUAUUUUGUAAAUGUAAAGUCUGCUUGGAUUGUUGAAGCUGGUGGGACUACCAGUUGCACAGUCCUUUAUCCCGGUCACUUGUUGGAAUAAAAUCUGUAGGUAUGAGAGCGCAGGACACCUUCUCCCAACUUGUAUCCUGAACAAACUACUGUCUUUUUUAAAUAAUAAAAUAUAUUUGUUAAAUGAAUGUUUGUUGUGUAAAAUGAAAUAAAAAUACACUUUCCUUA
This is a messenger RNA of Spea bombifrons (plains spadefoot toad), 2343 nucleotides long. RefSeq names its product H6 family homeobox 3 (gene HMX3). Gene Ontology annotation, cellular component: nucleus. Gene Ontology annotation, biological process: regulation of transcription by RNA polymerase II. Bases 193 to 1113 code for a protein of 306 amino acids. The transcript has 2 exons. Lineage: Eukaryota; Metazoa; Chordata; Amphibia; Anura; Pelobatidae. The record is from RefSeq and is a predicted model, not a curated record. Gene Ontology annotation, molecular function: DNA-binding transcription factor activity, RNA polymerase II-specific; RNA polymerase II transcription regulatory region sequence-specific DNA binding.